Seminavis robusta is the source of this 1509-nucleotide messenger RNA. The record is from the annotation of a GenBank genome assembly. Lineage: Eukaryota; Bacillariophyta; Bacillariophyceae; Naviculales; Naviculaceae.
AUGGAUAGCUCAGCAGGAUCCCUUGAGAAGACCCAAAAGGGUCUCCAACACAAUGCGCCUCCUUCUCCCUCCCAUGCAGUCGGAGCCAUUCGUGCUGAUGGCAAGUGUACGGCGAAGAGAGGCCUUGGAAUUAACCAGAACAACCAUCCAGCCGUUGCUAGGUCAAGAAAUGCAGCAGCGGCAGAACCAUUAAAUAGUAAUGAGAUCACUCGUUGUUGCCCCAGCGAGCUUCCAUCCCAGGCAGGACGGAAACACGGCUUGAGAGGUAGCAGUAGGCAUACUGACGAGACGAAGGAUAACGACCUAGGAAGUGGGAUCCGGAAACAUGGCUUGGGGGGUAGCAAACUUGCUCGGGCAUCUACUACUGCUGCUACUAGAGAUGAGACGAAAGAUCCCGAUGACGUGGAUAUUGAAUGGUCACCAGAGCCGUUUGAGGACGAAAUCCAACCAGAGGAUAUCCCAACGACCACAGAUGAUGAUAGUGCUAUGGUUGGCUUGGCAGUAGCAUUGCCGGUGGAAAGUGGAGGGAAUUUAAUGACGGCAGAACCAGUCGAUCCGACAAAAGGCACGUCAACCAUGGCAAUAGAAGAAAAGGAUCGCUGGAACCGCAACUUUAUCGUCAUCCCUGGUAUCCUUAUUUUGGUGGUACUUUGUGCUGUGGCCAUCAUUCUGGCAAUUGUCUUUAGUAGUAGCAAGGACAACGGAAUCUCAUCAUCAGCAGUGGGCAGAGAAGACAACACGGCAACGACAAAUGGUACCAUUUCUUUGGACAGUAUGAACAACCAUUGGCCUCCUUCCAAAGAGGAAGAAGUUUUUCCAUUGCCCAACUACACUAGGCUGACAAUGGAGUACAACAUAGACUCGGCUCAGUCCAAAGCCUACAUGUGGCUGGCACAGGACCCCAAUCUCGAUAACUAUACCCGCUUCCGCAGGGAACAAAGGUUUGCAUUGGCUACUAUUUACUAUUCAAUGGAUGGUCAUCAGUGGGAGCGCAACAAUGGCUGGACGUCGUAUGAUGUUGACGAAUGCAUGUGGUAUUUUGCAGAACGCAAGACAAGUGGUUCUCCAUGUGUCUAUGGUAGCAUAUAUCGAGUAUUGUGGCUCCGGAAGAACCAGUUGAAAGGUACAAUUCCUCCGGAAUUGCAGCUCAUGAAUUGGCUGGCUGAUAUUCAAUUAGAAGACAAUCCAAUGAUAAAGGGGACUCUGCCCACAGAGCUGUUCCGGCUUCGUGACUUGCACACAAUCUGGAUUUGGGGCACGAGCAUUGAAGGUACUAUCCCCAGUGAAAUUGGUUCUGCCAGGAGAAUGUUCAUGUUCUUUUUUGACCGCACCAUGAUGGAAGGAAGCUUGCCAACGGAGAUUGGUCAUUUGUCAGAGCUGAUUCUUUUCAGUGGUGCCAAGACGCAGCUCACAGGAAUCGUGCCAAGUGCGCUUGGGCACUGCACAGAAAUGAAAAUCUUCGACCUGGCAGAACUUGGCGGCGAACUUGGCCUUUCUUCCACUCUGUAG